UAAUACACGAAGCCAUUGCUAAUGUUGACCGACUGAGUGAACCAUGAAGUUAUUCCCGAUUUGGGCCUUGGCAGCUCUUUGCCUGUGCCUCGGCCAAGUGGCCUCCAGCGAAAAGCUGAUUAACUGCUACUGGGGCACCUGGGCCAACUACCGUCCUGGCGAUGGCAAGUUCACCCCCUCGGACAUCGAUCCCUUCCUGUGCACCCACAUCAGCUACACCUUCUUCGGCAUCAGCGAUGCGGGCGAGUUUAAGUCCCUGGACACCUGGCUGGACAUGGACGAUGGACUGGGCUACAUAAGCCAAACCAUUGCCCUGAAGCAGCGUAACCCGAAUCUGAAGAUCCUGGCUGUGGUUGGUGGCUGGAACGAGGGCUCCACCAAGUACUCCGCCAUGGCCGCCGAUCCUGCCAAGCGUGCCACCUUUGUGUCCAGCUCCCUGGCCUUCAUUCAGCAGUACGGCUUCGAUGGCUUGGAUCUGGAUUGGGAGUAUCCUGGUCAGCGAGGAGGCGCCGAGUCGGAUCGCGAGAACUUUGUGACCCUGCUGCGCGAGAUUAAGGAAACCUAUGACCAGUACGGAUUGGAACUGGGUAUUGCUGUGGGCGCCUCCGAGAAGUCGGCGGCCAUCUCCUACGACAUUCCCGCCAUUUCCCAGCACCUGACCUUCAUCAAUGUGAUGACCUACGACUUCCACAUGGCUCUGGAUGGUUAUUUGGGUCUCAAUGCUCCUCUGCCCGAGGUCACCGAAUCCAUUGACUACUGGCUGUCGCAAGGUGCCCCUGCUGAGAAGCUGAUCUUGGGCAUUGGCUUCUAUGGCCACAGCUACCAGAUGUCCGAUAGCUCUCAGAACUGGCCAGGUGCAGCUUGCAUUGGUCCCGGAACUGCUGGCGCCUACACCCGGGAGAAUGGUUUCCUGGGCUACCACGAGAUCUGUCAGAACAACUGGAACACGGUUUUCGACCAGGACAACGGGGCUCCGUAUGCCUUCCAGGGCGAUCAGUGGAUCGGAUACGACAACGCCGAGAGCAUCCAACUGAAGAUGCAACUGGUGGAGUCCCGCAAUCUGGGUGGCGCCAUGAUGUGGUCCAUCGAGACGGAUGACUUCCGAGGGCUCUGCGGCGAGAGCUACCCCCUGCUGAAGACCAUGAACCGCGCUCUGGGCAAGGAGGUGAGCGGAGGAGGCGGCAGCGGAGGAAGUGUUACCCCCUCCCCAACUGCUGCUCCCACUGCGGCCACCACUCCGACACCAUCUCCCGGCGGAGGAAGUGGUGGCUCUGGCGGAGACUGCUCCUCUUCGGCAAAUGGUCACUACAUGACAGUGGGAGAUUGCAACAAGUACUACCAGUGUGCGGAUGGAAUCCGGUACGACUUCCAGUGUGGAUCCGGACUGUACUUCAACCCCACCUCCAACAACUGCGACUGGGAGGCGAAUGUCGAUUGCCCCUACUAGAUAAACAGCCAACGAAAAAAUAUACCAAAAAUGCAAUAAUCAAAUAACAUAAAUUUCUUUGAGAGGCCCCCCCUCAGGAACUGUAUACUAACUAAAUCCAUAUUUAUGACUAGCCAAAGGCUGAUUAGAUUUAGAUUCUCAUAAUAAUAUUUACAAACAAACACUUAGUCAUCGUCAGACAUAAUAGAAGGGAAUUAUAAAGCUCGUGGGGCAACUGCACAUGGCUCUAUUUCAAUAUUGUAAUAAUGAUAAUGACAAUAAAUACC
Drosophila biarmipes is the source of this 1713-nucleotide messenger RNA. RefSeq names its product acidic mammalian chitinase. Bases 44 to 1447 code for a protein of 467 amino acids. The transcript is spliced from 5 exons. NCBI's taxonomy places the organism in Eukaryota, Metazoa, Arthropoda, Insecta, Diptera, Drosophilidae. The record is from RefSeq and is a predicted model, not a curated record. Gene Ontology annotation, molecular function: chitin binding; chitinase activity. Gene Ontology annotation, cellular component: extracellular region. Gene Ontology annotation, biological process: carbohydrate metabolic process; chitin catabolic process.